AUGCUCAAAUUGGUAAAUAUUGGAUACGUGGGCCAAUCCAGCCGUGGCGCUGAUAAUGCCAAAGCAGUGGCCGACGGUCUCGGGGUUGUACUGACGGCCGCAAUGAAGUCCUUAUCUAAAAAGCUAGAAAAUAUAGGCGAACCUCCACUCAACCCACCAACUGAUGACCCAGGGUCACCUAAACCAACGCAAGCACCUGUAAGUCCCAAACCUGAACAGCCAGAAACCCCGACACAACCGAAAUCAAAUCCACCCAAAAGUAACAAGAACAAACGGCGACGAAACGAUUAGGGGUAACCUUACGACCUGGUGGUAAACCCGCCAAUCAUUUCGUUAAGCAUAAGAGUAAAAAGGAUGCCAAAGUGGCGGCUGAACGCCAUAGUUUGGGUCCAAAUCCUGUUGUCAUGCAUCAUAAGGAUCCAGUACGCGGUAAUCCACAUUAUCACCCUGUUGAUAAGUAUGGGG
Oppiella nova is the source of this 465-nucleotide messenger RNA. NCBI's taxonomy places the organism in Eukaryota, Metazoa, Arthropoda, Arachnida, Sarcoptiformes, Oppiidae. The record is from the annotation of a GenBank genome assembly.